Molecule: messenger RNA, 5686 nt
Organism: Catharus ustulatus (Swainson's thrush)
Lineage: Eukaryota; Metazoa; Chordata; Aves; Passeriformes; Turdidae
Gene: RNF6
Product: ring finger protein 6
Exons: 4
Coding region: 1837-3921 (694 amino acids)
Biological process (GO): protein ubiquitination; ubiquitin-dependent protein catabolic process; positive regulation of DNA-templated transcription
Cellular component (GO): nucleoplasm; cytoplasm
Molecular function (GO): ubiquitin protein ligase activity
Source: RefSeq, a predicted model, not a curated record
CCCUUGCGGCUCUACGGCCCAGGUUCGCGGCCCGACCCCUGCCCUGCUCUGCCCUGCCCUGUUCUGCCUUGGGGCGGCCUGGCUCACGCUGGCGUCUGUGGGCCGUGCUUGCCGGCCUGGGGCGGGGGCGGGCGGCCACUCUCAGGCCCUCUGCUGGGGUCGCUCUGGGUGUCCCGAGGGCUGUGUUUUCAUUACCUUUUGACUCUCCCUGUUUCCCCCACUCCCUCCUUCCCCAGGCUUCGUGCGUGGGCGUUUAUGGGUUUAGUGUGGAGGUUGUUUUUAUUUGUUUUUAUUGUUUUUUUGUUCCCGAAGUCGGUGAGAUCAUCCUGCUUGGAGGCUGCGGUGUGACAGAAAUGCUAAAUAGCCCUCGGGCUCGGGGAGGCUUCCUCAGCUAAACUCCGCAGUCGCCUUGCAACCAGGUGGUAGUCUUUCAGAAAAUGAGUACCUAACUGAACCGGGGUAGUACUUCAGGGAAACAGGCUGAAACCUAAAACUGUAAGGUAUAUAUUAAAAAAAUAGUCACAAACCUUAACGAAUAAGCCAGAUUAAUCAUGAGUGAAGAUCUAAAGGAGUAAGUCUUAGGACUUACUAGGAAAAUGCUAGAAAUGUAAGCUGUUGGCAUACGACCCCCAUCUCUUUGCAAAGGAAGGGUAAUCCAAGUCAUAACUGGAUUUCGAUUUCAGUUUUUUGCAUCUUAGUAGUUAAUACCCUUUAGCUUUUCAAUACUCUGAAAUAGUCGAGUGCAAUGUACCUCAUUUUUGAUGCAGUUAAUACCCUUCAACUUUCACAACUCUAAAACAUUUGAAGUGCCAAAGUACUUGGUUUUGAUGGCAUUUCAUAAAUAGGGAUAGUAGUUGUCAUCCAUGGAGUUAUGUUAAACAGAUGGGACAACCGAGCACUUCACACUUCUUACUGUUUCUGAGUGAGUCAUUUAAGCAGUGUGACUAAUCAUCCUACCAUACAGUUGUCAACAAAAGAGUAUUUUUUUUCCUUAGCUACCCACAAAAUCAAAGAGAUUUCCAGAUUUUCUGUGGAUAACUGAAAACUAAAGAACCUAUCUUUUGAACAACACUUUAAAUUUAGAUUGAGGGGGAGUACAUGUGAUGGGCUUCUUAUCUAAAUAAUAUAUAUGGCAUUUUUUUCAGUGCAGCGUACAGCAAUGUACCUGGGAAGUUGGUUAACUUAGAAUGGUCAUUGUUGGGCAAGCAGCCACAUGUUGUUUUAAGGCAUUUAUCUAAAUAACAAUCUAAUGUGAAACUGAAUUAAUUUUAAACUGAAUCAGUCCUUUUCCUGCCCUCCCCCGCUGCUCCUGUGUCAAGUUUUAAGUUACCUGGGACAGAGGCACUUCAGUAUUCAGUGCAGUCUGGAUUGGGGAUUUUCAUGGUAAUAGUUAUGAUGAGUGUUACCAAGGUAAUGAUAGUGUUGGCCAGGAGGUUGGGUGGGAACUGCUUUUUUGUGGGGACACUGGGGUUGUAAGAGGAAGAGCUGGAUGAGGAAUUUGUGUCUAGAAGUGUGAUAUGAGAAGUGACCUGAUUUGAUCAUAGCCCUUGUGGGAAAUCAAAGUCAGCAGUUAUCAACAGCUUGUGAGGCUGAGCCAAGAAGGCCACAUUGAUUAAAAAGAAAAAAUAUUGUGGGAAUGGAAAAUGUCUUGAAGGGAAGAUACUCAGAUUUAAUUUCUUUAAGUUGAAUUACUUAUCUAGGAGAGAAAAUUUUAAAUGUAUCAAAAUGCAGCACUGGACACAGGAGGAAGGUGGUUGAUUUGGAAGAAGUGUGUUUAGAAGUGUAGUUACCUGGGACAGGGGCUGGUGGGGGAAAGUAACAUGAGGUGUGGAAAUAAUGAAACCAAGGAUACAUCAGAAUGGAUCCCACAAAGAACACAAGAAAGGACAGCUUGGCAUUAUCAUUAUGGAUGGCUCCCGACACCAUGCAGGAGGAAAUGACAACGAGCAGGCGCCUUCACGAGAGCACAGCCACAGCGGAGGUGAGAGACAGCGGCAGCUGGAGCGCCUCAGCCGGGAGGAGGCCUAUUACCAGUUCAUUAAUGAGCUCAACGAGGAGGACUACAGGUUAAUGAGGGACCGAAACCUGCUUGGCACUCCUGGAGAAAUAACAGCAGAAGAGUUGCAGCAACGUUUAGAGGGGGCUAAGGAGUGUCUGACAUCACAGUCUGACCUGGAUAACAGAGAAGCUGAAGGUAGAACUGUUGGAGAUUCUGAAGUUCCCGGGGAAAACUCCAACAGCGACUCAUUGCUUGAAUGGCUUAACACAUUUCGUCGCACAGGAAAUGCCACUCGCAGUGGGCAGAGUGGGAACCAAACCUGGAGAGCUGUGAGUCGAACGAAUCCAAACAGUGGGGAGUUUCGCUUUAGUCUUGAAAUCAAUAUAAAUCACGAUCAUAACAGUCCUGAAGCUUCUGGUGAGGAGUAUGUUGAUAUAGAUGCUACCAGACUGUAUGUAGAAAGAAGACGUCAGCUAGUUCCCAGUUUAGUAGCCCCACGGACAAGGAGCGUGGCUGCAAGAGAGGCAAGCAAUGAAGCCGCUAGGACCAGGCUUCUAAGACAUGCUAUGGCAGUGAGGUCAGAAGUUGCCUCUCAUUCAGUUUCGAGGAGGCUCAGGAGUAGAACAAGGGAGCUGACAGGCCAGACAAAUAAUAGUACGCGACACAGUUCUGUGGCUGCUGGGGAACCAAGAGAAAUACCAGGAAGAGGUACUUCUGCAGGAGUCAGAAGGGGUAGAUCUAGAAGUGACAUCGGGAUUAAUACAAACCAAAGAGUAGAAGUUUUGCGGCUGAGGUCUACCUUAAGUAGUCGAAGCCGCUCCCCACUGCAAAGGCAAGGUGAUGCUCCUCGUUCUGAGGAGCGUGGUCAGAGGCAGGGUAGAAAUGCACAGCGGGUCAACAGAAGUAGGAGACAAACAGCUCAAGCUUCUCCCCAGCUUACUGAAGAGCAAGCUAGAGGUAACACUCAAGCUCCCCAGCCUCCCAGUGUAGCCCCAUCCUUAGGAACAACUUUGGAGGAGGAAGAGUCUAGUAGGCCAGUAGCUGCCGCCAGAAGGCACCCGACAAUUACACUAGAUCUUCAGGUGAGAAGAAUUCGUCCUGGAGAAAACAGAGACCGGGACAGCAUUGCCAGUAGAACUCGUUCUAGAGUAGGAAUGUCAGAAAACACUGUUACCUUUGAAAGUGAAAGCGGAGGAUUUCGGCGCACAAUAUCCCGAUCAGAGCACGCGGGUAUUCGGACCUACAUUAGCACUAUACGGAUACCUCUUCGUCGGAUUUCAGAAACUGGGCUUGGGGAACCUUCAUCAGUGGCUCUUCGAUCAAUUGUUAGACAGAUAAUGACAGGCUUUGGAGAACUGAGUUCUUUAAUGGAAACUGAAUCUAAUUCAGAAGUGCAAAGAGGCAGUCAUCACUUAGGAGAUGCACAGAAUAACUCAAGUUCAGCAAACAGCAGUGAUCCAACUGGGGUUUUGUCUAGGAAUAGACAUGCAGUAGAUGGCAGCAGGGAAAGAAAUGGACAGAGGGGUGGUAGUCAACGCUCUGUGAGCAAUCCUGAGAACCAAGAUAGCAGGCAGUCUCAAGAUGCAAACAACCUAGUGGAGAAUGGAACACUGCCCAUCCUUCGACUUGCCCAGUUCUUCCUGCUGAAUGAAGAUGAUGAUGAUGAUCGUUUAAGAGGUUUAACCAAAGAGCAGAUUGACAAUCUUUCUACACGGAACUAUGAGGAUGUUCACACUGAAAAUGAACGGAGUAAAACGUGCAGUGUUUGCAUUAAUGAAUAUGCUGCAGGGAAUAAACUAAGGCAGUUACCUUGUAUGCAUGAGUUUCAUAUUCACUGUAUUGAUCGCUGGCUUUCUGAAAACUCCACUUGCCCAAUUUGUCGGCAGCCAGUUCUGGGGUCUAAUGCCACAGAUAAUGGAUAGAAUUGUUUGUACUGCUCCACAUUAAAGGAUUUGCUCCUGCUCUGUUGUGAGUCAGAUUAAAUUCAUUGACUUAGAUAUGGGUCCAUUUGUGGGGGGGAGUUUUGUUAAAUUUCUUUUAAAGUUGUAGAAACUUGUCUAAAUCUAACAAUGUAAAUACUAUUUUUUCCAAGUGCAGGUCUAAGAGCGCACAUAGAACCAAAUUAUAUUGGUAAAGUUUAUAUUUUUUUAGAUAAUUUUGUUAUGGUAAGCACUUUUGUAAAUAUGGAAAUGCAAUAGUUAAUCAGUCCUGCUUAAUGUAUGUUUUUUAACAUUGUAAUGAACUUGCUUUAUUUAGACUACAAAUUGUUUCACACAGACCUGUCACUGUGUUGAAAAAUUAGUGGCUAAAUAGCCAUUUAUUAGCUUUUUGUUCUAAGAACAAUUUCUUUUACAGAGAGGCUCUUGCUGGACAUGUUUGCUAAAGAUAUUUAAGUUACUUGAAGUGCUCAUUUUAUUAGACUUUUUUUUUUUUUAAACAUUGAAAUAUUCUUUCCAAAAACUUGCCAGUUUGGUUCUAUUUUAAAAAUUCUAUCGCAAUUUUUGCAUGUGGGUUUACACAGUUCUUGACAUUAAAGUGGAUGAGUUAGUGGCAUUAUGAAGUGUUCAUAAAUAAAUGCUGUCUUUGACAAUCUUUGUCUUUUCAGUGCAGACAGCAGUCAAAUCUGGUAAUUCCAAGAGGGUGUGUCUUACUUGCUCAAAGAAUAAAUAAGUGCUAAGGAAGUCUUUUUACUCUUCCAAAUUCCUCAGUCAAUAUUCCUGGUGUUUUAACUGCCUUAGUUUAAAGAGGGAAAACAUUUCCUUGACCAUUAUAUUGUCUAUAAUAUGCAUGUUUAGGGCAUCCUACUCAUAAGAACAAAACCAAGACUUGACGUGAUUUUGUAGAGAAAUUUAAGGUACUCAUAUAGUGUUAUUCCUCUUGAAACAUGCCUGAGGACCGAGUGGUAAAAGACACUAAAAAGGACAAAAUAAGCUUCCCUGAAAAUCCCCAGAAUCUGUAUAAUUAGAUACUAAACUUUAUACCAAUGUCUUAAAGUAAAGUUGCAAGUUAAACAAUUGAGGCUUUGUGUGAAUUACUGUUGAGCCAUAUCCUGUACCUUAAUAAGAAAACUUACUGUUCUUAAUGUUCAUUCUCAGUUUUCACUUUAUUUUUCCCCCACUUUUCCUCAGCUCUGUUCCUGGCCUGUUAGUUGUUAUGGUACAUAAAAGCCCAGCAGAAAGCGCUCCAGGAGGUUCUGGGAGAAGUUGAGUGUUACAAAGCUUGUCUUCUGAGCAGCCUGCAUCUCAGUCCCUAGAGAAAUGCAGAAUUGUGCAGUAAUCUGUUGCGUAUACAUUCUGAGCAGUAGAAAGAGUACUUGAAGUGAACAAGUCCUAUUUACUUUCUCUGCCUGCAGAUAGUGGCCUUGACAAAUGUGCUUCUGUGCCAGGUGCGUCACUUGGAACAUCUGCUCAUGACAUCCUUCAAGGGUAGCUGUAAAAUCCCAUGUGAGCUAUUGGAUGUCUACUUCAGUUCUGCAAGUGGAAAACUUGUGUCAUAAAUUGCACAGAAGGGCUUCUUUUCAUUCCUAAAAGUAGUUCUGAGAAACUCUGUUAUGAGAUUUAGAUGAUUUAAGGAUAUGAUUAAGAUCUCUUCUGAUGUAAUUUGUGCUGUUAAUUACUGCAAAUGUUGUUGACCCUUUCCUUGAGUGCUUCCUUAACUGCAAUAAAGAGUGAGGAGAUUUAAAUGUGA